This is a messenger RNA of Lytechinus pictus (painted urchin), 3360 nucleotides long. RefSeq lists its product as uncharacterized. Gene Ontology annotation, molecular function: protein binding. The record is from RefSeq and is a predicted model, not a curated record. The transcript has 3 exons. The coding region runs from base 1134 to 3122 and encodes 662 amino acids. Gene Ontology annotation, biological process: signal transduction. NCBI's taxonomy places the organism in Eukaryota, Metazoa, Echinodermata, Echinoidea, Temnopleuroida, Toxopneustidae.
AGAUAUAGUUGGUAAUUUGGGUACAGCCACUAAAAAACCCCACAGGUUCAUAUAAAUUGUACUUUGUAAAGUCCUGUAAUCAGGUUUAAUCUCCUGAAACAAAAAAAAAUAGUGGGAAAAUGUGAAGAGUUUAGUUGCAAAAGGGGUUAGGUUCACUUUGGACCCUUCCGAGAAAAAAAACACGUUUUUUUAUUCUCACUUGCAAUAUUCGUAUGAUAAGCUAAAUUGUCAUGAUAUACUACCCUAUCAGGUGAAAAUAAAAUUUGGUAUAAAAGAAAUCUACCUGUCUUCAUUUUUUUCCUAUAUGUGUAUUUAAAAAAAGAAUUAUCACUGUGAACCUAACCUCUUUUACAAGUAAACUAAAAUGAAACCAAUCUCUUUUGAUUAAAAAAGUGAUUUUUCUUUGCCACUUUCAUUCACGUUUUCAUUUGAAUUUCAAAUUGUCUUUGGUAUCAUCAGAGUGACUAAAAAUUUAGAGGUUUAGAGACAGAAAACAAUCGAAUUUAUGAAAAAUUGAUCUAACCCCUUUUGACAAAUGACUUCUUUAGAAGAGUUUAGUUGCAAAAGGGGUUUGGUCCACUCCAAGAAAAUUGUUUUUUCAAUUCUUCCAUAUUGCAAUAUCCUUAUGCGAAACUGAAUUUUCAUGAUACCCUACCAUGAGAACAUAAAAUCGGGUAUAAGAAAACUAUACCUGUCUUCACAUUUCUUAAGAUAUUCUUUUCCAAAAAAAAAUUUGAGUGGAACUAACUCCUUUUGCAACUAAACUGGACCUAACCCCUUUUGAAAAAAGUGAUUUUUCUUUGCCAUUUUAGUUCACUUUUUAAUAGGAAUUUUAACUUUUCUUUGGUACCAUCUUAUAGAGCUACUAAAAAUCUAAAAAUCUAUACAUUAAGACAUACAAAUCAAAUUUGAUGAAAAAUUGACCUAACUCCUUUUGCAAGUGAGCUCUUCAUGUGUAAUUUAUACAAGUACAUAAUACAUUUUGCUGAGGAAAUUGUGUAUUACCGUUCUCUUUUUGUUCCAUCUAUCUCUUCCUCUCUUUAUAUUCAAAAGGUUGCAGAGUAUCGUGGAAUACAGAUCUCUGAACACAGUGGACAGGACAUAUAACUUUAUCCCAUCGUGAUGAAUAUGACAUGAAAAGGAACUGCUCUUCCGAUAUGGCUAACGUGCUCCUACCGAGGUCGGGCGACUUGGAGCCAAACCCGGGUCCAAUUACCAAGCCUGGGGAUCUAAGUGAGCGUGAAUUACAUCUCCUUGCUGACUUUAUUGAUCCAUCAGACUUCAGGAAGGUCGGACUAGCUCUAGGAUUCACUGAGGCUAAACUAAGUUGGUUUGAGAGAGAUAAUACUGGUAUCCUAAUGGGAGCUACCUAUAAGAUGCUCUGCGAAUGGCUAAAGUCAGUGGGACAUCAAGAAGCGAGGGAGGAACUAUCGAACAAGUUACACAACAUUAAUCUGGUACAGCUGGCUGAGAUUGUACAAAAAGGUAAGGUUGAUGAUCAUGUACCAUCAAUGACAGAAGAGGAAUUCCAGCAGGUCAUCAAAGCGGUCAAAGAAUAUUCUGCACUUCACCACUGUCAGAUUCAAGCAGAUCCACUGAACAGCGGCGUUUUAUUUAAAUUUGAUGAGAUCUUCACCAACUUAAUGUUGAUGGAAGAAAAUAAGAGGACAACAAGUAAGGCAUCGCUACUCUACGCUGACCUGCUCAAGACUAAAGUCAACGGAGUCCUUCCUAAACGUUUGCUGGUUGAAGGUGAAGGAGGUGUGGGGAAGACAACUCUUUGUGCAAAGAUUGCUUGGGACUGGAUUCAUGGAGCAGGUUACCAAAAGUUCAAACUGGUACUUCUCAUCCUUCUUCGUGACGUAAGUGAUAAGACUAUUGGAGAGAUAAUAAAGUCUUACCUCCCAGACGACAUUGAGAUUACAGCCAUGCAGCUAAACAAGCAUAUCUUCUCCCACCAGAAAGACGUCUUUCUUGUUCUGGACGGCCUAGACGAGUUAGCUGGUGAUCUAAACAACCCUCACCAGAUCGCCUUGAUCAUCUUAAAUCGGCUGUUCAAGUCAGGGAGAGUGCUAAUUACAUCAAGAGGAUGGAAAUCAGAUGAGAUACGGAAGAUUAGUGAGCUUAGAAAGCUCUAUGCUUUCAUUGCGGUCGAAGGUUUUUCUGCUAAUAAUCUGUCUGCCUACAUCACUAAGUUCUUCCAUCCAGACACAACUCCGGCUGAAGAUUUGAAUCGAUUCAUAUCAAACAACGAUGUGAUCAGAGAGAACAUGGCCCCAUUCCCAAUAUACACAGUAAUGCUGUGCAUCAUGUGGAAAGACUUCGACGGCGAACGGCGAAGUGCAAUGUCCAAGUUGCAAACGUUUUCCCAACUGUUUGAUGAGAUGAUCCACUUUUUAGUAGACCAUUAUCUUUCCAAGCUCGAUACGUCUGCAAUUGAUGUUGGUGGGAAAAUGGAUAGGAAACGGAAGGACAUUCUACGUCAUCUAUCCGAUAUCGGUUGUAUUGCCUUGCAGGGGCUUCAUGACAGAAAGCUAGUGUUCACUGAACAGGAGUUCCAUAGCUUACCGGGUUCUGUGGAUACAGGUUGCCAAGUUGGGGUACUCACUAAGCAAACGCAAAGUCCUUCUCCGAGAGAGAGAAGACACCAUUCUCAUUCUGCAGUCUCAUCUGUCCAGUUCCCUCAUAAGCUGUUUCAGGAGUAUCUAGCAGGAAUGUAUCUGUCAUCUCUUCACAAUUCAGGCAGAAGCGAGUACGACAGGUUGAUGAUGGAUAUAAUCGGAAGAGCAAGUGAAUUCCGUGAGCUUCUGUACUUCACCUCAGCCCAACAGAAGGAGGUCGGAUUGGAUAUCAUAACUCGUCUCAUAGCGUCAAUACUAUCAAUGGAAUAUGGAGAUGUUGAUGAUGACUUCAUUGUUGAUGUAGCAUAUGAGAGUCAAGACCAAACAGUGGCUAAAGCUGUGGCAGAUCAUCUAUUGACUUCAUCCAGCAAGACACUUGUGAUCGGGGAAGAGAUGCCGGCGCACACAGAAGCGGGACAUAUCUUCAUCAUGAAUCAUCGCAAAGUGGUAAGUAAAUUUUCUAAAGCAAUUCAUACAAGAACAGCAACAUCCAAAUCUUAAAGGGGAAAUUCACUCUAACGAAAAAAUUGUUUUAAAAAUGCAGAUGAAAUAGUGAAAAAAUAUUAAGAGAAGGCUAGACCUAGGUCAAACAUCCUAUUUUUUUCAUUUCGAUACGCCAACCCUUUUUUAAAUUCCUUUGAAUGCAUUUUAACAUAAAAUGACAAUAUUAUAAAAAAAAAUUAUCUCGCGUUCGAGAAAAAAGUGUGCCGGGCCUAAAUUAAAAAUAGCCGCAACCCCC